GCGGUGGCGGUGGCGGUGCGGGGGGGACGCGCACCGACGGCUGGGCCAGGUGCGCGCUUGCAGGCGGCAGUGCCCGGUGAGCCCGGGACCGCUCACCCUUGUUGGAGCCUUGGGCCGGAGCACCAGCCUCACUGAAAAGGACCUGAAAGAAGCCAAGGCCCGAAGCCAGCAGAUUGCAGCGCAGCUGACCACCCCACCCAGCUCGAGCUCCCGUGGUGUCCAGCUCUUCAACAGGCGCCGGCAGAGAGUAAACGAGUUCACCUCGGAGAGCCAGAGCCAGAGAGGACCCAAGCCUGGCCAGGAAUUCCUCAGCGUUCCCACUGCCAGCACCACAGGCCAUGCUCUGGGGCUCAGCUUGAGUCGAGCCUCAGUCCUCCCUUCCAAGGCCCCCAAGAAAUCUGACAUAGGGAUCCGCAACCAUAGCAUGGAGGGGUGCUCAGAGGAAACCAGACUGCUUCGGCAUCUGGAGAAGGUGGCAAGUGAGGAGGAGGAGGUACCUUUGGGUGGUUUAUUUAAAGGAGAUGCAGCCCUGCUGACGGCCAAUGGACUGCACCUUUCACAGAACCGAGAGGGCCCAGAACCAAGAGGCCCCAGCAGGCCCCUUCAAUUCCACCGGACUGAUGUCUCCAGCCCAGGUGGCAGAUGGCCAACCAAAACCUUUCCAUCACCUAGUACCACACUCAUCACACCAGCUUCUAACAGCAACCACAUCUUGCCAGCUACAGAUGUCAAUCAGAACCUGUCAGCCACUGUCAUCCAACAGAAUCUGCCCCUCUCCAGUGUCCACAACAAUUCUCUGGAGGCCCAGCCUCUACCAAACAGAUCAGUUCCAGAUUCCCAGGCCAGCACCCCAAGUGCUGAAGGGCAACCCCAGGAGGCAGCUGGGGAGACUCAUCACACACUUCUUAUGGAGAAGGUCUCUACUCCACCCACUACUACCAGCACCUUCUGCAAGGACGCCCCUCCCAUCUCCAGCUUUGUGCCCCCAGGUCCAGACCUCAUGUCCAGCUCCCUUGUCAUCAAUGUGCAGCCCAGGGCCUCCAUGGCGUUAGAAGAGCAGGAGGUACCUGGGCAGGCACCACCCACCACUCCCACCAAGCUGCACAGUGAGCUUCACCUCACGCUAGCCAAGUCUUCACCCGUGAUUAACAGAACGGCCAGGCCCUUUGGGAUCCAGGCUCCAGGCUCCCCUGGUCGGAGCCCCAUGCUGGAAAGACGGUAUCUUGGGGAGAAGGCUGAGGCUCCUCAACUCUCCACCAUGGCAGACAGGAGCCCUCGGCCACAGAGACACGUGAUGUCACCUAGCCCCAUGCUGGGACGGAGGUCUAUGGGACAGCAGAGCCCUGCCCUGGAGAGACGCCCCUUAGGGAAUUUCACCCCACCCCCUACCUAUGCAGAGACCUUGUCCACAGCACCUCCCCCUUCCCGAGUGAGGUCUCCCCCCUCUUACUCUGCCCUGUACCCUAGCUCUGACCCUAAGCUCUCUCACCCAAAAGGUCAAGCAGUCCCUGCCAGCAAGACAGGCAUCCUGGAGGAGUCGAUGGCCCGCAGGGGCAGCCGAAAAUCCAUGUUCACCUUUGUAGAGAAACCCAAGGUGACCCCAAACCCAGAUCUGCUGGACUUGGUCCAGACAGCUGAUGAGAAGCGACGGCAGAGAGACCAGGGGGACGUGGCUGUGGAGGAAGAGCCCUUUGCUCUGGGGGCUGAGGCUUCCAACUUCCAGGCUGAGCUACCACCCCGGGACAGGACCAGCCCUACAGCUGCAGAGGAAACAGCCCCUGAGUGGGCCUCGUGUCUCAAGUCUCCACGCAUCAAGGCCAAGCCAAAGCCCAAACCCAACCAAAACCUCUCAGAGGCCUCUGGCAAGGGGGCUGAGCUCUAUGCCCGCCGCCAGUCUCGGAUGGAGAAGUACGUCAUUGAAUCUUCUGGCCAUGCAGAGCUGGCCCGAUGCCCUUCCCCUACCAUGUCCCUGCCGUCAUCCUGGAAGUACUCUACCAGUGCUCCUGGGGGCUUCCGUGUGGCCUCCCUCAGCCCAGCUCGGACACCGCCUGCCUCUCUCUACCAUGGAUACCUGCCGGAGAAUGGGGUCCUGUGCCCAGAGCCUACCAAGCAACCACCCUACCAGCUGCGGUCCUCACUCUUCGUCCUCUCCCCACUCAAGGAGCCUGCCAAAGCCUUGCCCAGGGGCUCCUCACCCAGGGCCGCUUCACCGAGGGCCGCCUCAUCCAGAUCCGCAUCCCCGGCCAAGCCAAGCUCUCUGGACCUGGUGCCCAGCCUGCCCAAGGGGGCCUUCCCCAUAUCACCGGUCCUGCCUCGGGCCUCCCGCUCCUCACCUGGUCUCUACACCCAAUCUGGCCAGGAUGGUCUGAUGCCCAUUGCCGGGAGCCCCGCCUACAGCACUGACAUCUCCCCGGUGUCGCCUUCCAGGGCAUGGUCUCCUCGAGCCAAGCAGGCGCCUCGGCCCUCCUUCUCCACUCGCAACGCUGGGAUUGAGGCUCAGGUGUGGAAGCCAUCCUUUUGCUUCAAGUAACAAACAGCACGGAGGCCCUCUGCCACCAGAGGCUCUCUCUGAGGCCCAGUGGAGAGCAGAUGUGCUGGCAGCAGGUGGCCCGGGGCUGAGAGGGAUGAGUCAGGGACUCUCAGGAUGCCAGGGCCUGUCCUGCCAGCAGCUAGUAGUGUGAGACCCAGCAGUUACCUCCCCUCCUUGAGCUGCACUGUCCCAUACCCUUCAAGAAGGAGGGAUAACUGAAGGCUGAGGUGGAGGGGGGACAUGGGAAGAUGGAUCCUGAUGAAGCUGAGAAGCUGCCUCUGGCUUUGAGGAGCUGUAGAGAUGUCAGUGUCUCACUCGGGAGGACUUUGGAGGAGAUCCAGGGUUUCUGGAGCCCAGAGAGCUCCAGAGAUCCAGCUACCCUGGGUCUGCCACCUCUGCUGCCUCAGCUGGCCUCCUAGCUCCUGGCAUCUUUUUUGCCUGUUGCUGAAUUCUUACCUCCAACAGUCUGUCCUUUCUGCAUCUGCCUUCUGGACAUCUCUUCUCUCCACUGCUUCACAGAGCUUUGCCUCAGCCUCCACGUUUUCUCCUCUCCUCCUUAAUGCUGCUGCAAGAGGACUCAGCCCAGCACUGCUGACUGAUGAAGCUCUUCCUGCCCCCGUGUUCAAGCCUCUUCGGGUUCCCCUGCAGGGCCCCUGAAGCAACCCACCCCAGAUCUGUCCUAGUCCCACCUGGCUGGCCCUCCACAUUCUGGAGUGUGAUAGGUUCCAUGACAUCCUAGAGAAGUGAGCACUGUAGAAGGAUAUGUGGGUGUCCUGGAACAGCUAGUAAUGAUCCUCACAAUGGCCUUUUGGCUGCAAAUUUGACCAGGUGGCUGCACUAAAGGCUUUUGAGCAGAUGAAGGGGUCACCAGGCGGGAGGCUAAGGGUAAGUUCAGGGGCCUCCUAACUCCCUGACCUUGGCCUCUAACCUUGGCCAAGUCACUUUUAUUUUUUGGAGUGGCCCUUCUAGCUUCCUGUCAGAUUGAAUUGGAGAGACUGGACUGUUGCAAGACGUUGUAAAUGAUCAGACAGUCUCCGAGGGAGAGCAGAAAGGAAGUCAGCUAAGACAGAUGGAGAUUCCGUAUCUACAGACAUGUUAGUUUCUGGGGCAGGCACAGCUGGUAUGAGCUGUGACAGGAGAAGAAGGGAAUGUGAGAUUUAAGCUCAGGGUUACAAGGAGAUAGAGGGAGUAUGGUAAGUAGUAGGUCUGGAGUUAGCAGUUCUAGAAAAGGACAGAAGAGGCAACUUUAAGGUCUUCAGGAAAAGGUUGGGACUCAGAGACCUGACUUGGAACACUUUGAGUCCACAUGUAUCUCUGGACCCCCUUUUCCCCAUGUAGACAUUGAGGGUGUGGGGCAGGUAGCUGAGAUGGUCCUCCUCACUGCUUCUCACACCCCUGCCCCAAACCUAGCUUUGUGGGGAUUGAUAGAAUUACAGACACUGGCAGGAUUCAGAUGGAAGCUUUCCAAUACUGUGGGCUGAGCACCACCCACUUCCUCUUUCCUAGCCCUAUUUCUGGGCUCCCCAGUGGGGCGAAGGGUGGUGGAGGCGGUGCCCAUGCUGGGCUGAGCCUGCAUUUUUCGUGAGCUCAGGGGCUUGUCUCCAUGGAAACAGGGGUGCUUUCCCAGUGAGCUCAUUCUGCCCAGAACUGGGGGCAUGUGUGGGGGAGUCUUGAGUGAGUGCAACUUCUCUGUGCCAACCCCUUCCAGGACAGUGCAGCCUCAGUCAGCAGCUGUUUUCCUCCCUAUCCCGAGGGCCAGCCAGGAAGGAGUCCUACCCCCCUCUCCUGCACUCCUGAGCCUGUCGGCCCCCAAUUUUGUUUUCUCCUGUUCUCAAUACACUCUGCCUCAAA
This is a messenger RNA of Suncus etruscus (white-toothed pygmy shrew), 4381 nucleotides long. It is a transcript of the gene SYNPO, whose product is annotated as synaptopodin. Gene Ontology annotation, biological process: modification of dendritic spine; spine apparatus assembly; positive regulation of actin filament bundle assembly. Lineage: Eukaryota; Metazoa; Chordata; Mammalia; Eulipotyphla; Soricidae. The record is from RefSeq and is a predicted model, not a curated record. Gene Ontology annotation, molecular function: actin binding. Gene Ontology annotation, cellular component: stress fiber; spine apparatus; nucleus.